Molecule: messenger RNA, 708 nt
Organism: Cercopithifilaria johnstoni
Lineage: Eukaryota; Metazoa; Nematoda; Chromadorea; Rhabditida; Onchocercidae
Source: the annotation of a GenBank genome assembly
AUGUCGGUAAAGAUGAAAAAUUCAGUAGGUCAAUCAUCAUCAAAUAUACAUGUUAUAGAAUGCCCACAUGAUUGGGCACGUUAUCAACGUACCAAAUCAUGCUUUCAUGUCAUCGAACAACGAAUGCGUUGGUCAGAAGCAGAACGAGCAUGCGCUAAUUUUGGUGGACAUUUAGCAUCAAUUACGGAUGAAUAUGAAAAUAUAUUUGCUUUUAAUAUAGCAAAGAAGGCAAAUUUAUCAACACCAACAUUAUGGUUAGGACGAUUGGUUAAAUUAACACGUACCGGAGAAUAUGAAUGGAAUGAUGGUACAGCAGGACGACAUGUUGAUGGUUUUCGAGGUGAAUUACCAUCUGGAGCAGAUUUAUGUUUAACAAUGUGGCUUGAUUUUGAUCGUCCAGAAGAAUCCUGGAAUGAAUGGGAUUGCAAUUAUGCUUCCGGUUAUUCCGCAUUAUGUAAACGUUCAAUGAUGAAGACGCCAUCAGUUACAACAACUGCGAAACCAAACAUCCGAUCGAGUAUUGCUUCCAGUUUAUCAUAUCGUAGUCGUCGAUGUUGUUUGAUUUCAUCAUUAUGUCACAAUGCUAGUAAACCAUGCACAUCUGAAGAACGCUGUAUUCCGGAUGAUUUGGAUUGUUGGACGAAAAAUUGUACUGGUGGUGGGAUUGGUUGGUGUCUACCCCUUCCAAAAAUUCAAUUUAUACCUUGA